GAUUGUAAAGGACAUCACGGUGAACACAUCAAGUCAAAGCACAAUUGAAUCGAUCCAUUUUUCGCGAAGAUUUUACGUAUGCUCACAACAAAAAAAAUUGGGUUGUCCAGCAAAAGGCUACAUUGACAAUAAUGAUGGGCAGUUUGUCUUAACAACAAGUCAUGAGCAUGGGGCAUCUCAUCAGAAUAUUCGCAGCGAUGAAUUUAAGGACAGAUUAUGGUUGGAAGUCAUAAGUACAGAGGAAGAGCUGAGGUCAAUUUACCUUAACUUGGCUUCCAACUAUGAAAACGCUGCAUGUAUAGUCACUUGGGCUUCGAUUGAGAGAUCAAUGCGGCGAUGGCGUCAACAGCAUCGUCCACCCGUACCCAGGACAUUACAGGAGUAUGAUGAGAUAAUUAACCUCCCGCAGUGGAGUAAAUAUCGACAAUAUGCCGGUGGCGGCUUGACAGUGCAUACCAUCAAUGUCGCUGUCGAUACUUCAGUCACUGUAUUUGGUGACACAGAAUUCCUUGCAUCUAUUUCUAAUAUUCGAGAACUUCUUAUAGAUGCCACUUUUGAAGUUUGUCCUCGUGCAGCGGAUAUUUAUCAAUUUUUGACUAUUAUGGGACGGAUCGAUGACUCUUGCGUGCCCAUUACUUGGGCGUUGAUGACGAGGAAAACUGAGCAGGCCUACGUAGCUGUUUUUCAAUAUUUUAAGUUACAAUUGGCGCCACUCAUUCAACCGACAAAUGUUUCCCUGGAUUAUGAGUUAGCUUCAUCGAAUGCCAUUAGACAUGUCUAUCGUGAUAUCCGUGGAGUGUAUUGCUACUUUCACUUGGUUCAU
Molecule: messenger RNA, 823 nt
Organism: Diachasma alloeum
Lineage: Eukaryota; Metazoa; Arthropoda; Insecta; Hymenoptera; Braconidae
Exons: 4
Source: RefSeq, a predicted model, not a curated record